Messenger RNA from Jaculus jaculus (lesser Egyptian jerboa), 4270 nucleotides. It is a transcript of the gene Prdm5, whose product is annotated as PR/SET domain 5. Gene Ontology annotation, biological process: negative regulation of DNA-templated transcription. Gene Ontology annotation, cellular component: nucleus. Gene Ontology annotation, molecular function: protein binding; DNA-binding transcription factor activity; RNA polymerase II transcription regulatory region sequence-specific DNA binding. Bases 94 to 1986 code for a protein of 630 amino acids. Lineage: Eukaryota; Metazoa; Chordata; Mammalia; Rodentia; Dipodidae. The record is from RefSeq and is a predicted model, not a curated record. The transcript has 16 exons.
UUCUGGGAGGAAAACUCAUUUCCUCCUUCCCGUCGGCCUGGUGCCCUCCACCCCAGCACCCCGAGCCUCCAUGCACGAGCCGCGUCCCGGGCCAUGCUGGGCAUGUACGUGCCGGACAGGUUCUCCCUGCGGUCCUCGCGCGUCCAGGACGGGAUGGGGCUGUACGCCGCGCGCAGAGUGAGCAAGGGUGAAAAGUUUGGACCUUUUGCUGGGGAAAAGAGAAUGCCUGAAGACUUGGAUGAAAAUAUGGACUGUAGUCUGAUGUGGGAGGUUCGUGGGAACAAGGGAGAAGUUCUAUAUAUUUUGGAUGCUACCAACCCAAAACACUCCAAUUGGCUCCGCUUUGUUCAUGAGGCACCAUCUCAGGAACAGAAGAAUCUGGCUGCUAUUCAAGAAGGAGAAAACAUUUUCUAUUUGGCAGUUGAUGAUAUAGAAACAGAUACAGAGCUUUUGAUUGGCUAUCUGGACAGUGACAUGGAGGAAGAUGAGGAGGAAGAGCCAGUUAGGAUGGUGGCCAAAGAAGGCAAAGUUGAACAAUCAAAAGGACAGUCAACAGCAGACAGGAAAGAUCACCUGGGUUGUCACGAGGAGUAUGCCUGUCCACAGUGUGAGUCGAGUUUUCCCAGUGAGGAGAUUCUCACCGAACAUCUUCAGACACUGCACCAGAAGCCCACAGGGGAAAAAGAAUUUAAGUGCAAGAGCUGUGGGAAGAAAUUCCCAGUCAAACAGGCUUUGCAAAGACAUGUUCUUCAGUGCACAGCAAAAGGCAGUCUGAAGGAUUCUUCACGACGUUUUCAGUGUUGUGUUUGCAAUUCUUCCUUCACUUCAGCAUUGAGCUUGGAGCAACACCAGGAGACAUGCCAGAGGGAUGCUAGGUUUGUGUGCAAGGUCGACAGCUGUGGGAAGAGGCUGAAAAGCAAGGACGCCCUGAAAAGGCACCAGGAAAAUGUCCACACUGGAGAUCCUAAGAAAAAGCUCAUAUGUUCAGUGUGCAAUAAAAAGUAUUCCUCAGCGUCAAGCCUGCAGGAACACAGGAAGAUUCAUGAGAUAUUUGAUUGUCAAGAAUGUAUGAAGAAGUUUAUUUCUGCUAACCAGCUAAAACGUCAUAUGAUCACCCACUCAGAAAAGCGGCCCUAUAAUUGUGAGAUCUGUAAUAAAUCUUUCAAGAGGCUUGAUCAGGUGGGCGCCCACAAAGUGAUACACAGUGAAGACAAACCAUAUAAGUGCAGGCUCUGUGGAAAGGGGUUUGCUCACAGAAAUGUUUACAAGAACCACAAGAAGACCCACUCUGAAGAAAGACCAUUCCAGUGUGAUGAAUGCAAAGCUUUGUUCCGCACCCCAUUUUCCCUGCAGAGACACCUCUUAAUCCACAACAGUGAGAGGACUUUCAAAUGCCAUCACUGUGAUGCUACUUUUAAAAGGAAGGACACAUUAAACGUUCAUGUCCAGGUCGUCCACGAAAGACACAAGAAGUACAGAUGUGAUCUAUGUAAUAAGGCGUUCGUUACACCAUCAGUGCUCAGAAGUCAUAAGAAAACACACACGGGAGAAAAGGAGAAAGUGUGCCCAUAUUGUGGUCAGAAAUUUGCCAGCAGUGGGACCCUGAGAGUUCACAUCCGGAGCCACACAGGUGAGCGUCCCUAUCAAUGUCCCUAUUGUGAAAAAGGAUUCAGUAAAAAUGAUGGACUGAAGAUGCACAUUCGUACUCAUACCAGGGAGAAACCAUACAAGUGCUCAGAAUGCAGCAAGGCCUUCAGCCAGAAACGGGGCCUGGAUGAGCACAAGAGGACGCACACUGGAGAGAAGCCCUUUCAGUGUGAUGUUUGUGACUUGGCUUUUAGCCUAAAGAAAAUGCUGAUCCGACACAAGAUGACUCAUAAUCCCAACCGUCCACUGGCAGAAUGCCACUUUUGCCAUAAGAAGUUUACAAGGAAUGACUACCUCAAAGUGCACAUGGACAAUAUUCAUGGAGUGGCCGACAGCUGAUGGUAGCUAGAAAGGAGUUAAACCAUUCAGGAGGACUUCUAAAAUGAGUCCCAGUCUUGGUCCACUUGAUCAGCCUAUCAGAAAUAACCAAAAGUCGCUAAUUUAUCUCACAGUUUUAUUUGCCUAUCUUUUGGGAUUUAUAGAUGUAUAUGUAAAAAUAAAAAUUUCAAUUGUACCAAUGGAAAAUAAGAAUACUUUGUUGUCUUGCAGAAUACUUUAGAUUAUAUUUGUAUUCUUGCUUAUAAAAAGCAAGAGUCAUAACUCUUGACUUUUUGUUAUGAAGUUAAUUAACACACUUUCCCAUUUGGCUUUUUGGCUUUUUCUAUUCAUUGUGUAUGUCUGUGAGUUAGUUUUGCAGCUGAGACAAAAGUGAAGAUAUGCAACCAUUUCCUUGAAGGUAAAAAUUAAAAUAAACAAAAAAGACCAAAUGUUUGCAGACUCUCAAGCAUGACAGUAGGAAAAAUACUUGCUAUCUUAUGAGACAGACCAGGAAUUUAUUGUAUUUAAGAUUUUUAAAACCAAAGUGUCUGUUAAAAUAGUGUUCAUUUUAGGGAAUACUCAGGAAACAUUAUUUCGUCUCAUCAUUCAGAUUCAGGAAUUCAUGCUAUGGAGUAUUUUAUGAGAUUUAUAAAAACUAAUUAUAGUAGUUAUUCACUAAGCUGCCCCUCCUGAAUUCAUACUGCUUAUCUUUCAAAAUUAACAGCAUACAAAUAAACAUCACCAAAAAUUGAAACAAAGUUGAUUCUCUGUCUUUGUGGGCUGACACGGUGGCAGAACUAUGGUGUUGCGUUACCACACUAUUUAUGCUGAAAAUAGCCCUGAUCCUUUCACUCUAUAAAAGAGCAAUGAACACAUUAUUGCAAGAGUAAUAGAGUCCUCCAAGAAUUAACAGUCUAUUCUGCUGAAAACUUUUUUCCAGAAUUUUGGCAGUAGGUGACACUUUUGAAUUAUUCUGUUUUCCUAUAUAAUUAGGAAUCCAGAAUAAAAAAAUACAAACUUGAAAGUUGUUAUGAUUUAAAAUUGAUACUGGUGCUUAAGGGAAAUUGAAGCAUGAGUGUGUCUCCCUGUAGGUUUUAUUUCAGCAAAAUAUUUGACAAUAACAUACGAGCUACUUAUUUUAGCAAAUGUUAUAAUACACUCUCAUAGUAAUGUCAAAGUAACUUAGAGAAAUCUAAUAAAAAGCCAGGGAAAAAAUAAAGAAAUGAAGCCUACAUCAUGAACUUCUUUAAUUGGUAUCACUUCAAAGGAGAACAAGUAUAAUGUAAGGAAAUUCUUCGGUUGCAAUAAGUUAAGAACAAAGGUUGUAUCUAGGCAUAGGAGAGGCUAGGGAGAUGGUUCAGUGGAUAAUAUGCUUAUUGGGCAGCAUGAACACUUAAAUUUGAAUCACUAGUACCAAUAAAGUGCCAACUAUAGUAACAUGUGCCUAUAAUUACAGUGCUAAGGAGGCAAAGACAUGAUUCCUAAGACUUGCUGACCAGGUAGUCCAGCCAAAUUGUUGAUUUCUAGGUUCAGUGAGUCUCAAAACAUGAAGUGGAAAAUGACUGAAGAAGACACUUGAUGUUGACCUCUGGUCCCCAUGUGAAGGUACACAUGCACCAGCACAUAAGUGUGUAUUCUCACACAUACAUACACAACAUGUUCAAAAAUAAAAAUAUAUAAAUCUCAUUUCAGAGUUAUGCAUAUAACAUUUCAAUUUCAGUUUUAAAAAGAAUUAUAAAUAUUUGAUACAGACAUUUAAAGCCUUUAAAGAUAGUAAACUUGAAACUCAAUUAAAUAAUUAUAAAAAUAGCUCUUAAAAAUAUAAAUGCUGGAAUUACAAUUUUAGAAGGUGCACAGUUAUGCCAUAUUUCUUACCUGAAGUUACAGAGUGUGUUUUGUAAGAAAUAAAUUUUCCUGUUGUUUCUCAGUGUGCUGUUCAUUUCAGAGAUGUGACUUUUGAUCUGAAGUAUAUCACUGGAAUCUACAGACCAGCUAUAAAAUUCACUGAUGGAUGCUUUUUAAAAAUGUCCUGCUUAUUUCUUUGGCUUCUGCUUCUUUCUCUGUUUGGGGGUUCUAAUCCUGAUUAUAUAAUGAAUGUGAAACUUAAAAGGAAGCCAACACCAACUUUGUGUGGUCUUGGAAAUAAAGAAAAGCCUGGUGUUGUGAUGUUUCUGCAGUGGAGACCAACAGGGGAAGGUGGUGACCUUUCCCUGAGAGACAAGGAAGUCUUCUAACUCAAUAACUUAGAAGAGUAUCUGUAUGCUUGAAUCUUUCAUUCAAAACAUGAUAAUGUAUAUAAUUUAAU